Molecule: messenger RNA, 2038 nt
Organism: Sardina pilchardus (European sardine)
Lineage: Eukaryota; Metazoa; Chordata; Actinopteri; Clupeiformes; Clupeidae
Gene: fibina
Product: fin bud initiation factor a
Exons: 1
Coding region: 350-973 (207 amino acids)
Source: RefSeq, a predicted model, not a curated record
GCUUGCAUUGCUUGGAGGAGACUUUUUUGUUUCCGUUUCAACAGAAAAUCUUUCAGUGGUUAUGUUUUUUUUGCACUAUUGCAACAUAGGCCUACAGUCUUCUUGAUGCAACAUAUUUUCUAUUCAUAUUCUUCCUUUUUUUUCUCAUAACAGCAGGCAGGGAAAACAGAAUAGCCUACUGUAUCAGUCUAAUACACCAGGCUUAGUGGUACUUGCCCGGGUUAGAUUGCUCUCCAGGAAGGUAGUGGCUAAAACAGCACAGCAUACAGAUGGAGGGCCACAGCGCCUCCGCCACUCAGGACAAGUGAGAACACAGUUCAGACGACGCGCAACUGUGUGGUGAGACGCGAUGGCUUCUGGAGCGCUGGCGCUGGUAUUUGGGUUGAUUUCAUUGCCACUUUGUGCUGCUGUUUUUCGGGGACCGUUGCAGCCUGAGAUAUCAAAUGGGACUUUUCAUCACUUUUACGUACCAGACGGUGAAUACGACGAAAAUGACGACCCGGAGAAAUGUCAAAUGCUCUUCAAAUGGUUUGAUCGGAGACCUUGCCCCGUGGAGGAGGACCGGGACUCUGUUAUCCGCGAGGAUUUGAUCAUAGUCAAGCAGCAAACUGAAGACGCGGCGAGGGUUUUGGAAAGUAUUGGGAAAACCAUAUCAUAUGAUUUGGAGGGCGAAGACAGUUAUGGUAAAUACCUCAGGCGAGAGAUUGUUCAAAUUAACGAGGCUUUCGCAAACGUUGAAAAAUCCCUUAUGGAGCUAGAGGUGAAAUUCAAACAAAGUCAGGAGGUAGAGCAAAGAGAAGAAGACGAAUUUGCAAGAACUUUUUUGAGUCCGAUCCACAACGUCAGAAGCACACUUCAAGAAACUCUGGACAUAUCUUCUGGUCUUAAGGAUAAACAUGAACUGAUCUCUCUGAUUAUUCGCAGUCACGGUACGAGGUUAAGUAGGCUAAAAAAUGAAUACAUGAAUGUAUAGCAGUGGAGCAAAGCGUUGUGUGGCGUGGCUCUGAAAGGAAUUAAGUUGUAAUCUUAUUUUCUUUUUAUUGAUGAAACUGUUUCUCGCAGUAAUGUACAUUUGACAUUGUGCAGUUCUCUCUUUUUUAACCAUAAAGUUGUUAUUGGUUCAAGAACCACUAAUUUCGUAAUUAUUUAACAGCCCACUGGUUACAACCUUAAUUGUUUUGUUACAUUUUGUACCACUGUCCUAUAUGCUGUGUAUUGUUUUCAUCUGAGCUUAUUUCUUUCACUUUUUUGUCAUGAAAAAAUAUAUAAAAUAUGGCUUGUAUUAUCUUAGCUGUGAUGUCAAUUUUGCUAUGCAACAGUUUUCAAGUUUCAAGGUGAUCAUUUGUUUUAAAGAAAUGGUCACUUUUGUGUCUGUUCACUUGUCUUGAAGGACCAUCACUCUACAGCUAGUUAGGGUUUGAAGUAAAGUUUCCAGAUCCCUUUAGCUAAUCCAACCCUGUGGCAAGUCCAUAUCCGUGGAUGCUUAGGGCACAACUCAGAUGGCCUUCUCUUCUCUGAAGACUGAUUCAGAGCUGGCAUUUCCUUAGCCACACCAAGGCAUGUCUCAAAGUUAAACAUGGCUGAGUCGUUUAACCCUAUGUGCACCAGAGUCUAGGAAACCACUGUUUCUCCUCCAGUCCUCAGUGGUGUGUUGAUGUGCAAGCCCACCUCUAAGUGAUGGCCAUUACAUGCUCAAGCCUGAGAAGCAAUCCUGCUCAUAAGGUUUUUUUCUCCUUCUCUAAAAUAGGCCUGGCUCUCAUUCAAUGGCGUCUGAGGUCUGUCCAUCUGGAGUUAGUUUCCUUUUCUCUGUGUUGCAAAAUGGCUGGGACUCAUCGCAUAGUAUAACAAUUAUGCCAGUUGUCCUUUAUAUGAAUACUAACAUGGAUCACUUUGAAAUUUGAGGGGCUUGUAUGCUCAGAUGUGUUACCCUGAGGUAGUUAUCAAAAUUGCCUGAUGCUUGUUGAUAUGGCCCAUUACAGUAAAAUUAAUCUACCACACAUCUAUUGUGCAAUAUUGUUGUGCAGUACAUUGAUUGACA